AUGGGUGCCCUCAAGUACGUCGAAGAGAUCCAGAAGAAGAAGCAGUCCGAUGUCAUUCGGUUCUUGCUCCGCGUUCGCUGCUGGGAGCUCCGCCAGCUGAACGCCAUCCACCGUGCUUCGCGCCCCUCCCGCCCUGACAAGGCCCGCCGUCUCGGCUACAAGGCCAAGCAGGGUUACGUCGUCUACCGCAUCCGUGUCCGCCGCGGUGGUCGCAAGCGCCCUGCCCGCAAGGGUGCCACUUACGGCAAGCCCACCAACCAGGGUAUCAACCAGCUCAAGUACCAGCGUGCUCUGCGCUCCACUGCCGAGGAGCGUGUUGGCCGCCGCUGCGCUAACCUGCGCGUCCUGAACUCCUACUGGGUUAACCAGGACUCUACCUACAAGUACUUCGAGGUUAUUCUCGUUGAUCCCCAGCACAAGGCCAUCCGUCGUGAUGCCCGCAUCAACUGGAUCUGCAACUCCGUCCACAAGCACCGUGAGAGCCGUGGUCUCACCGCUACUGGCAAGAAGUCUCGUGGUAUGAACAAGGGUCACCGCUACAACAACACCAAGGCCGGUCGCCGCCACACCUGGAAGCGCCAGAACACCCAGAGCUACUGGCGUUACCGUUAA
Molecule: messenger RNA, 612 nt
Organism: Penicillium atrosanguineum
Lineage: Eukaryota; Fungi; Ascomycota; Eurotiomycetes; Eurotiales; Aspergillaceae
Product: 60S ribosomal protein eL15
Exons: 3
Coding region: 1-612 (203 amino acids)
Biological process (GO): cytoplasmic translation
Cellular component (GO): ribosome; cytosolic large ribosomal subunit
Molecular function (GO): RNA binding; structural constituent of ribosome
Source: RefSeq, a predicted model, not a curated record